This is a messenger RNA of Aspergillus wentii DTO 134E9, 476 nucleotides long. RefSeq lists its product as uncharacterized. The coding region runs from base 154 to 441 and encodes 95 amino acids. NCBI's taxonomy places the organism in Eukaryota, Fungi, Ascomycota, Eurotiomycetes, Eurotiales, Aspergillaceae. The record is from RefSeq and is a predicted model, not a curated record. The transcript is spliced from 2 exons.
AUGGUUUAUCUACCUCACCUCAGCGGGGCUGAGUCGGUGGUGAUGGUCGGCAUUUCAGGGGGGCGGAAAUCACGAUGGGAUGACCAGCCACUAAGAGAGACGACAAAAAGCCUAUGUGGGCAUUCUGUGCGAGAGAGAUGAUCUUAUUCUGAUAUGCACAGUAGAUCAGUGGUUGUUCUAGGAAUUGUGGCUGAGGUUGCUCGGACAGCGUGGGAGAUUGCGGUUGAAGGUGGGGAACACGUCGUCCUACACAGCCACGAGAGGAUCGAUACAGUGCUGCAUGAUCUCAUUAUUUUAUUACUUGCAGCUGUUCAUUCGUCAUUGUAUGCGUCAGUCAUGCUAUCUAUCAAAGGAUAUUUUUGUCAGAUACAUGCAAAAGAUUCGCAUCGUCAGCAAUUUCAUUUCUCCUUAUCGAUAAGCAAGCAGCAUUGGUGGGCUUGAGUUCUUCUUUCCCGGUAAAUUUCAGAAAUUAGAGA